GAGCACGCCGACAGUCACUAUACAAUAGUGAGUCAAUCGCUGAAGGAUUCGAAGGGUUAUAUCGAGGCAAUCUCCCUAUAAAUACUGUCGCUUUCAUUCUCCCGUUUGAAGUGUUGGUGAGCAGUUGAAGUUAAACCUCUACAGCCCGCACACCCUAGAAUAUUUCUACAACCAAACACUCUCUUCUCACCACCACCAUCAUGGCUUCCACUACCACGGCACUCACCCCAGCCGACGCUAUACCCAAGCUCAAAGGCCCUGUAGUUUGCGUCUUCUGCGGCGCCAACCCCGGCUCCUCCCCCACCCACCUCGCCGCCGCCCGCGCCCUCGCGCACGCCAUGGCCACCCACGAGCUCUCCCUCGUCUACGGCGGCGGCACCACCGGCCUGAUGGGCGAAGUCGCGCGCACCCUCGUCUCCCUCUCAGGCUCCUCCUCCGUCCUCGGCAUCAUCCCCGCCGCCCUCGUAAAACACGAGCAACAAAGCCCCUCCCCCACCUCCCUCUUAGGCCACACCGCCAUCGUAAAAGACAUGCACACGCGCAAGCGCCUCAUGGCCGAAGCCGUCGUGCGCGGCGGGGCGGGCGGCGGCUUCGUCGCGCUGAGCGGCGGCUACGGCACGCUGGAGGAGCUGAUGGAGGUGACGACGUGGAACCAGCUGGGGAUCCACGCGAUGCCGGUGGUCAUCUACAACGUCGAGGGCUUCUGGGACGGGCUGGUCGGGUGGGUGCAGAAGGCCGUGGGCGAGGGGUUCAUCAAGCGGGACUGCGCGGGGAUUAUGGUUGAGGCGUUGAGCGCGGAGGAGGUGGUUGUGUGCUUGCGGGAGUAUGUGAAUGUCGAGGGGCGGUUUGGCUUGGAUUGGGAGGAGAAUUAGGGGAGGGGGGGAUGACGCUUUGCAUGGUUGGUGGUUUGCAUGGCUGGUUGCAUAUAUGGGAGAAAAUAGAUAGAUCUCCGGCUCUUGGAUGGGUC
Molecule: messenger RNA, 967 nt
Organism: Mytilinidion resinicola
Lineage: Eukaryota; Fungi; Ascomycota; Dothideomycetes; Mytilinidiales; Mytilinidiaceae
Product: putative lysine decarboxylase
Exons: 2
Coding region: 201-872 (223 amino acids)
Biological process (GO): cytokinin biosynthetic process
Cellular component (GO): cytosol
Molecular function (GO): hydrolase activity, hydrolyzing N-glycosyl compounds
Source: RefSeq, a predicted model, not a curated record